GAACCACAUGAACGCUCGAACGGCAUCCAGGUCGCGAUCUGCUGGCCUCUGAUCCCGCAAAUUUUCUUCUCUUAUAAUCCCAAUUGCCGCCCCGCGCCCGGUGAAAGCUUGAAGAGAGACGUGUCGCCUCCCCACAAACUCUAAACACCUACAGCUACCCCGCUGUACUUACCCCACACUCCACUCACGAUGGCAUUGAGCGCGAGAACCGCGUCGAGAGCUUUGAGGGCUGUCAAGCCGUCUACGCUGAGACCUUUUGCUGCGGUCCAGAGCUGCAGCUAUGCGACAUCCUCGGAGCCGGAUCUCAAGGAGACCUUCAAGAAGGUCCUGCCUGCGAAGAAAGAGCUCUUGAAGAAGGUCAAGGCCAAUGGCGACAAGGUCAUCGGCGAGGUCAAGGUUGAGAACACCUUGGGCGGCAUGAGAGGCCUCAAGGCCAUGAUCUGGGAAGGAUCGGUCCUAGACGCCAACGAAGGUAUCCGUUUCCACGGCAAGACGAUCAAGGACUGCCAAAAAGAGCUCCCCAAGGGCACCUCCGGCACUGAAAUGCUACCGGAAGCCAUGUUCUGGCUACUCCUCACCGGCGAGGUGCCCUCCGUGGGCCAAACCCGCGCUCUCUCCCGCGAGCUGGCUGAGAAGGGCCAACUUCCCAAGUUCGUUGAGCAGAUGCUCGACGACUUCCCCACGGACCUGCACCCAAUGACGCAGUUCGCAUGCGCUGUUUCCGCCCUGAACUACGAGUCCAAAUUUGCCAAAGCCUACGCUGAUGGCAUCAACAAGGCCGACUACUGGGAGCCCACCUUCGACGACUGCAUCAGCCUGCUCGCGAAGCUGCCCACCAUCGCGGCCAAGAUCUACCAGAACGCGUACCGCGGUGGAGGAGCUCUCCCCGCCCAGAUCGACCUCGAGCAGGAUUGGUCCUACAACUUCGCCGCCAUGCUGGGCAAGGCCGGCAAGGAGAACGAGGGCUUCCAGGACCUCCUCCGUCUAUACCUCGCGCUCCACGGUGACCACGAGGGCGGCAACGUCUCAGCCCACGCUACCCACUUGGUCGGCAGCGCGCUCAGCGACCCUUUCCUCAGCUACUCCGCCGGUCUGCAAGGUCUCGCCGGUCCCCUCCACGGCCUCGCCGCGCAGGAAGUUCUCCGCUUCAUCCUGCAAAUGCAAGAGGCCGUCGGCGAGAACUUCUCCGAGAAGGACGUCUCCGACUACCUCUGGAGCAUCCUCAAGUCCGGCCGCGUGAUCCCCGGCUACGGCCACGCCGUGCUGCGGAAACCGGAUCCUCGCUUCGAGGCGCUGAUGGACUUUGCGGAUGCCAGACCUGAUAUCGCGAAGAACCCGGUCUACCAGCUCGUCAGGAAGAACUCGGAGGUUGCGCCGGGCGUGUUGACUGAGCAUGGAAAGACCAAGAACCCCUUCCCCAACGUCGACUCCUCCUCCGGCGUGCUCUUCCACCACUACGGCUUCCACGAGACCCUCUACUACACGGCCACCUUCGGCGUGUCGCGUGGCCUGGGCCCGCUUGCUCAGCUUAUUUGGGAUCGUGCGCUGGGUCUACCUAUUGAGAGGCCUAAGAGUAUCAACCUGGCUGGUAUUUUGAAGCAGAUUGGCGCGUAAGGAGAGCACGAAAAGAGUGGAUGAACGAAAGAAGCUAGAAACGAGAUGUCUUGUAUAUAAUAGAUAGCUAGAGUGCCAGGGUCUCAAUUGAAUCAGUUUGAAAAGAAUGAUUAGG
Mytilinidion resinicola is the source of this 1729-nucleotide messenger RNA. Its product is annotated as citrate synthase-like protein. NCBI's taxonomy places the organism in Eukaryota, Fungi, Ascomycota, Dothideomycetes, Mytilinidiales, Mytilinidiaceae. The record is from RefSeq and is a predicted model, not a curated record. Bases 190 to 1614 code for a protein of 474 amino acids. Gene Ontology annotation, cellular component: mitochondrial matrix. The transcript is spliced from 5 exons. Gene Ontology annotation, molecular function: 2-methylcitrate synthase activity. Gene Ontology annotation, biological process: tricarboxylic acid cycle; carbohydrate metabolic process.